AUGGAACAAAAAUUCAUGGCUGAAUUGCGUAAAAAAGAAGAUCAGUUGAAGGAAAUGUCCACCAAAAAAACUGGCAGUCCCCAACAAAGAUCCAUGGUCAAGAGAAUCAAACAAAAAUCAAGAAAACAAGCACAUGACCCAGAUUUUGAAUACCAACCAAUGACCAAACCCAAAGAAGAUGCAACAAACAAGACACAAACUGCUGCUGAUGUACCCAAACCAACACAGGGUACCAAUGAAGAAAAACAGAAGAAGAAUGACAACAAAACAGAGGGUGCUCAUGAAGCAAAACAACAGCAGAAAGAAAAGAUGCAAGAACAUAUUGGCCAAGAGAAACCAGUUGCUGCUGAAACAAACCCAAAAGAGCAUGCCAAUCAAAAGAAGACAAAUCUUCAAGUCAUUGAUGCCUUCUCAGAAAAGCUAUUGGCACUCCAACCAACCAUUGAAGAAUUUGAGAAAAACGAUCUAGUCUUUGCAAGCAAUCCAUAUGCAGGAAGAUCUUACGUUUUCUCAACACUCAUCAAUACUCCACUACAAAACCAAGAUCAAGCACUGAGAGAAAAACUGAUGGACAGCCAUUUUCCAGAAGCAAUGAAAAACAGAUAUAUCCAUUUCCCAAUCAACCACGACAACCAUUGGACAAUUGUGGUCUUUGACAAUGCUGAUGGAAUAUGGAGACACUAUGACUCGUUGAGACCAGCAAAAGAUUGCCAUAACAAGCACUUUGAAAUUGCAAAGCAAAUUCAACAACAUCAACUGAGAUGGAAUAAAGCAUUACUCAGCAAACAGGGAAACAUGUUUUCAUCUCAAGAGUGCGAGACAGAAAUUGCAUCAAUUGAGGAAUGCCCACAACAAACCCCACACUCGAAUGAUUGUGCAAUUGCCGUCUGCAAUGUUAUCAACCAAUAUCUCAACUGGCAACCUGUGCAGAAAAACUUCGUCCAACUGAGUGGGUCAAAUUUCGAGCACAAAUCAUCAAUCAAUUCCUCAAUGAUGAGAACCGAUCUUGGAAACUCGAGCACUACCAAAUGUUGA
Messenger RNA from Camellia sinensis, 1035 nucleotides. Lineage: Eukaryota; Viridiplantae; Streptophyta; Magnoliopsida; Ericales; Theaceae. The record is from RefSeq and is a predicted model, not a curated record.